Morus notabilis is the source of this 951-nucleotide messenger RNA. Its product is annotated as basic proline-rich protein-like. The record is from RefSeq and is a predicted model, not a curated record. The transcript has a single exon. NCBI's taxonomy places the organism in Eukaryota, Viridiplantae, Streptophyta, Magnoliopsida, Rosales, Moraceae. The coding region runs from base 1 to 951 and encodes 316 amino acids.
AUGCCUCCACCAAAACCUCCACCUCCUCCACCACCAAUGCCUCCACCAAAACCUCCUCCUCCACCACCACCAAAACCUCCCCCGAACCCUCCGCCGGUGCCACCGCCUAUUCCUUUCCCAAUGCCUCCACCAAACCCACCGCCGCCACCAAUACCUCCCCCCGAACCACCACCCCCACCUUUGCCAACACCUCCACCAACUCCUCCACCAGCACCGCCACCUACUCCCCCGCCAGCACCCGCACCGCCACCUAUUCCUCCACCACCACCCACUCCUUUGCCAAUGCCGCCUCCAAUCCCUCCACCACCACCAAUUCCACCACCGGAACCUCCACCGACUCCUCCACCACCACCAAGUCCUUUGCCAAUGCCUCCUCCAACCCCCCCACCAGCACCACCACCGACUCCUCCACCGCCACCUAUUCCACCAUUUUUUUUUCCCCCACCGCCCCCCCCCCCGCUCCCUACUCCACCGGCACCUCCACCAGCACCACCUCCUUUGCCAAUGCCUCCUCCAACCCCUCCACCAGCACCACCACCGACUCCUCCACCGCUACCUAUUCCACCAGCACCACCGGCACCUCCACCAGCACCACCUCCUUUGCCAAUGCCUCCUCCAACCCCUCCACCAGCACCACCACCGACUCCUCCACCGCUACCUAUUCCACCAGCACCACCUCCUUUGCCAAUGCCGCCUCCAAUCCCUCCACCAGCACCACCACCGGUUCCUCUACCGACUCCUCCACCGCCACCUCCUCCUUUGCCAAUGCCUCCACCAGCACCACCACCGGCUCCUCUACCAACUCCUCCACCGCCACCUAUUCCACCAGCAGCACCUCCACCUCCACCGCCGCCUUUGCCAAUGCCUCCUCCAAGUCCUCCUCCACCCCCACCCCCACCAAUCCCUCCCCCGGAACCUCCCACUCCUUUGCCAAUACCACCACCUUUAUGA